AUGAAGGGCCGGGGCCAGCCCGGACCCCCGGCGGAGGGACCGCGGAGGAUGCUGCAGGUGGACGCCAGGAGCCAAGGCUCGGGGAGGUCUCCCUCGGUGUCACCAGAGCGGGGCAGCACCCCAACCUCUCCUUACUCGCUCCCGCAGAUCGCCCCCCUCCCCAGCAGCACGCUCUGCCCCAUAUGCAAGACGACGGAGCUCACCUCCUCCCCGGGACAGCCCAACUUCAACGCCUGCACCCAGUGUCACAGCAAAGUCUGCAACCAGUGUGGCUUCAACCCCAACCCGCAUCUCACCCAGGUGAAGGAAUGGUUGUGCUUGAACUGCCAGAUGCAGCGGGCGCUGGGGAUGGACAUGACCACCGCUCCUCGCUCCAAGAGCCAGCAGCAGCUGCACUCUCCUUCGCCGUCUCCCUCCCACUCCCCGGCCAAGCACCCACCGCCCCCGGGCGCGGAUAAGUCCCCGCAGGCCGCCCGUACCCUCCCGCCCGAGCCAUCCAAACCUCAGCCCACGACGCCGCAGAGGGAACCGCACGGCCAAGGCCAGCCGAAACCUCAGGAGCCGGCCAGGUCCUCCCCGCAGCAUCAGCAAGCCAAGCCUUCUUCCUCCGAGCAGAGAAAGCCGGCAGGAGACGUGGGAGCAAAGCCUGCCACCCCGGCCCCCGGGGCUGGAGCACAAGAGCAAGCCCAGGAGGGGCUCACGGGGAAGCUCUUCGGCUUUGGGGCAUCCCUCCUGACCCAGGCGAGCACCCUCAUGUCGGUCCAGCCAGAGGCUCCCCCUCCAAGCCAGCCUUCACCUGGCAAAGUGCCUCCAAAAAUCGUCUUCAGCGAUGCCAGCAAAGAAGCUGGUCCCAAAGCCCCGGGGGCGCAGGGCCGAGCUGGUGCCGCGCCGGCCGCGAAGCCGGGCAAGGCGGAACAGGGCGUCAAGCCAAAGGAAGUGCCGAAAGCAAGGGUCUCGUGCCCCCUCUGCAAGGCAGAGAUCAACGUGGGCUCCGGCGAGCCCCCCAACUACAACACCUGCACGACCUGCCGGCAGCAGGUCUGCAACAUGUGCGGCUUCAACCCCACACCUCACCUGGUGGAGAAGAACGAAUGGCUGUGCUUGAACUGCCAAACUCAGCGGCUGCUUGAAGGCAGCCUCGGCGACCCUGCCCCCAUGCUGAUGCCUACCCCAAAGCAACCGCCCACCGGUUCCCCACGGCACCAGCCACCGGCCAGCAGCCAGCAGCAGAAAGCACCCGUGCCGGCACCCACCGAGGUGGAGAGCAAGGAGAGCCGGGCACCCCCCGAGGCGCCGCGGGUGAAGGAGCAGGAGGACGGGAGCAAGCCUUAUCCCCCGGACCUGUCCCGCAGCCCCCAGAGCCUGAGCGACACCGGCUACUCCUCCGACGGCAUCUCCAGCUCGCAGAGCGAGAUCACCGGCCUGGUGCAGCAGGAGGAGGAGAAGCUGAGCGGCACCGGGCUGGCUGGGCAGAGCCCCCCCAGCCCCUCCGAGCUCACCACGCCGGACCUCCUGGAAGGCCGGGGAGCCCCACCAGAGCCCACCGAGCGCGGCAAGAGCGGCUCGGAGCCGCGGGAGGAGCAACGGCAGAGGCAGCGGCCACGGUACCUCUCCAUCACCCCCGAAGCCUUUGACUCAGAUGAGGAGCUGGAGGACAUCCUGGAGGAGGAUGAGGACUCGCUGGAGUGGGAGAACCAGCGGGAGCGGCGGGAGAGCGCGGAGUCCUCGGAUGAGUUUGGCAGCAAGCUGCGGCACGACUACGUGGAGGACAGCAGCGAGGGGGGCUUCUCCCCGGUGCCCCCCCGGCCCAAGGGCCGGGAGGCGGAGGUGAGCGACGAGGAGUUCAUGCGGAGGCAGAUCAUGGAGAUGAGCGCGGAGGAGGACAACCUCGAGGAGGAGGAGGAGGACGAGGAAGGCUACGGGCGCGCCAAGUACAGCAUCCCCAAAGCCGGGCAGAAGGCCGAGGUGGAGAAGGGCAAAGAGCCGGCGUCGGCCAAGCGGCGCUUGCCGCAUGGCCCUGGCAGCCUGUACAAGGAGGAGAGGAAGGAGAUGGAGGUAGCGGAGGGUGACGAUUUGAGCACGGCCCAGGGGGGGCUGCGGCGCUUCAAAACCAUUGAGCUGAACAGCACGACCAGCUAUGGCCGGGAGAUGGAGAUGGGGCAGGAGGCAGACACCAGCCUGGACCGGGAGCCCGAGCUGGAGAUGGAGAGCUUGACAGGCUCCCCCGAGGAGCGCUCCCGGGGCGAGUACUCCUCCCCCCUGCCUGCCACGACGCCCACCACGACCCUCUCCCCCAUCGAGGCCGCCUCCCCCACCGAGGAGCUGCGGCAGGCAGCGGAGAUGGAGGAGCUGCAUCGCUCCUCCUGCUCCGAGUACUCGCCCUCCAUCGACUCCGAGGCCGAAAGCUUCGAUGCCGUGGCCUCCAAGCUGUACAAGUCGGGCAGCGAGUACAACCUGCCCACCUUCAUGUCGCUGUACUCCCCGACAGAGAAGGCGGAGAGCGGCCCCAGCCAGCCCGCCAGCAAGCCCCUCAAGAGCGCCGAGGAAGCUUACGAAGAGAUGAUGAGGAAGGCAGAGAUGAUGCAGAAGCAGCAGGUCCAGCAGGCCCAGCCGGCCGCUUCCUACAGCGGCACCUACCAGCAGGUGGGCUACCGCGGCACCGAGGGCCAAAACGGCUUCGAGUACCAGUACGCCGAGGAAUACCGGUACGAUGGAAGCCCUGCACGCCCCUCCCAGCCCAGCUAUCCCAGCACCCUGCCGAAGGCGGGAGCAGUGUAUGAGGAGAUCCUGCAGACCUCCCAGAGCAUCUCCAGGAUGCACCAGUCCUCCUCCUUCGACCUGGCCCUCGAGGAGGGGGAAAAGGCAAAGGUUCAGGAAGAGCCAUACCAAGAGAAGCACUUUCUCAAUGCUGAGAGCGCUUACGCCGACCUGAUGAAGCAGAACGGCGGUCCGCUCACCCCCGGCACCAGCCCCACGCAGCUCUCCGCUCCAGUUUCUUUUUCCACCUCCGACGGCAGCGCAGGCAAGGCCAUUCCCGACGUCCGGGUCACUCAGCAUUUUGCGAAAGAGGGACAAGACUUAGCCAAGCUCCAGAGCGCCCCGACAGCUCCCAUCCCGGUGUCCAAGGCCGCCACCGCACCUUACACCUACGGCAAAGGUGCCACCGCGGUGACGACAGCAGCAGGCGGCCCCGGGAGCGCUCCCCGGAGCUACAGCUCCCCAGCUCCGGAGGCCCCAUCCAUAGCCGGCAGAAGCUACAGUCCGGUGAAGAGCACCGUCAGCUAUGGCUCGCAGACAGAGGACACCGGCAGAAGCAAGGCGGUGGCGGAGAUCAGUGUGCAGACAGCCAGGGAGAAGCUCCCGGCCGCAAGCGACAGCAAGCCCUCGCCACCCAAGACGUACACCUUCUUCAAGAGCUCCAGCCCUCCGCUCUCGCCCACCUCCCCCACACAGAGUCCCACCCGCGCCACAAAGGCCACGGCAGAGUUUUCCACGCAGACGCAGAGCCCCCUCCUCCCCUACGAGGGUCCCACCGCCACCGCUGCCGCCGGCCCUGCCGCCUCUUCCCCCAUGGUGGCGCAGGGGACGCAGACGCCGCACCGGGCGGGCUCACCGCGCCUGGCCCGGCAGCCCUCCUCGCAGGACUCCCCCUUCAUGCUGAUCACGGAGCCCCCCCAGAGGGUCCCCGCUGUGACUUCAGCCGCCGACGGCAUCACGGGGCUCUACGGCUGGGGAGCGCUCCCCGCGGAAAACAUCUCCCUCUGCCGCAUUUCCUCCAUCCCAGGCACGUCCCGGGUUGAGCCGGGCCCCAAGGCACCGAGCACGAAUGCCGUGGACUUACGGACCGCGUUGAAAUCUGCCCCUAUCAUCAUAACAGACCAAGGCAUGGAUCUCACCUCCUUGGCCACCGAGGCCAGGAAGUACUGCCUGACCUUGGACCACAUCCCGAGCCGGCAGUCCACGGCCAUCCAGCCCUUGAUCAUCAACCUCAACGCCCAGGAGCAGCCCCACGCCAUCAUCGCCGCAGCCAGCACCGCCGGCCUGGGCAUCGCCUCCCCCAUGCUCCUCUCACAGCCCAAGCAGCCUGUGGUCUAUGGAGACCCUUUCCAAAGCCGUGUGGACUUCGGGCAGGGGACUGGGAGCCCGGUGUGCUUGGCACAGGUGAAGCAGGUGGAGCAGGGUGUCCAGACAGCCACUGUCAGAGCCAGUGGGGCAACCAGUGGCAAGCCCGAGCCCACCGUCCCACCCCAGACCAAGUUUGCGAGGUACGGCAUGCCGGGCCAGAUGGUGAAGAAGGACGUGCUCAUCACACAGACUGGCGGGGCGCAGAAUGUCAGUGGCCUUCCGCAGCCCUUCCCGCCAGAGCCGGGCUCAGAGAUGUACCGGGCGGUGCCGGUGGAGCUGAAGAGCCAGAGCCCUCUCCUUGCCCUGGGUGGCAAGAAGUCCCAGGUGAUGAUGGUGCAGAUGGAGGAGGCGGCCACCGGCCCGGUGACCAAAGUGCUGAAGGAGGAGCCUCCGGCCAACGUGCUGGACCUCACGGGCAUGAAGCCGGAGAGCCAGGUGGCCUGCUGCGAUGUGGUCUACAAGUUCCCCUUCGGCAGCAGCUGCACCGGCACUUUCAACCCCACCUCCAAGAUGCCAGAGAAGAAAGCUGGGGAGGCGCCGGUGGCGCCUGGCCGGAAAGCCAGCGGGCCCCUCUAUGGCAGCAGAGCGCCGGAGCUGCCAGCGAUCCCCUACCGGCAGCCAGCCCCAGCGCCCGCACUCUACGAGGAGCAGAAGUUUUACCCCACCGGCACCUUCGGCCGCCUCUACUCCUCCAUGUCAGACACCAACCUUUCCGAAAUCGGGAUGAGCUACUAUCCCACGAAGGGGGAUCAGCCCUUCCCCUCCCCAGCAGGCGACGCCGCCGUGGACCUCAGUACCAUGAAGCACUCCUAUAGCGUGGGCUUCGCCGAGGGGGGUUACCUGGGCCAGGGGCUGCA
Messenger RNA from Charadrius vociferus (killdeer), 4982 nucleotides. It is a transcript of the gene BSN, whose product is annotated as bassoon presynaptic cytomatrix protein. NCBI's taxonomy places the organism in Eukaryota, Metazoa, Chordata, Aves, Charadriiformes, Charadriidae. Gene Ontology annotation, cellular component: glutamatergic synapse; axon; cytoskeleton of presynaptic active zone. Gene Ontology annotation, molecular function: structural constituent of presynaptic active zone; metal ion binding. Gene Ontology annotation, biological process: presynaptic active zone assembly; protein localization to synapse. The record is from RefSeq and is a predicted model, not a curated record.